Pseudonaja textilis is the source of this 2700-nucleotide messenger RNA. RefSeq names its product tetraspanin 12 (gene TSPAN12). The record is from RefSeq and is a predicted model, not a curated record. Gene Ontology annotation, cellular component: plasma membrane. NCBI's taxonomy places the organism in Eukaryota, Metazoa, Chordata, Lepidosauria, Squamata, Elapidae.
UGGCGGCUGCCUUUCGAAGAGCCGCCACUCAGGGCUUGGCAAGGAGGUGGGAGUAAAGAAAUAGUUUGCAAGUGAAGUUCUCGCCCUGCCCCAGCAGCCUUUUCCCCCCCCCCUGGCCGAGCUGGAAAGCGCUAAAAGCUUCGGAAAGCUUCGGAUUUUAAACGGAAACUGCUUGUUGGGAUUUGACUCCCGUUUACGGAGGAGGAGGAGGAGGACGAGGCGGUGUUUGCUCAGCCCGUGUGUGUGGCCAGCGUGAUUGUGAAAAAUCUGAAAAAUUGCGGGAAGUUAAAAAGAGGAUGUAGCCAGUCUGAGAAUGGGGCUUUCCACCAAGAGGAGAUCAUCACAAUGGCCAGAGAAGAUUCAGUGAAGUGUUUGCGGUGCUUGCUUUAUGCCCUCAAUCUGCUGUUCUGGUUGAUGUCCAUCACUGUGUUAUGCGUCUCUGCUUGGAUGAGAGACUACUUGAAUAACGUUCUCACUUUAACUGCAGAAACAAGAGUGGAGGAGGCAGUUGUGUCUACUUAUUUUCCAGUUGUCCAUCCAGUCAUGAUUGCAGUCUGCUGUUUUCUGAUCAUUAUUGGAAUGCUGGGGUAUUGUGGAACAGUAAAAAGAAACCUUUUCUUGCUUGUAUGGUAUUUUGGAAGUUUGCUUGUGAUAUUCUGCAUUGAACUGGCGUGUGGUGUUUGGACCUAUGAACAGGAAAUUACAGUCCCUGUACAGUGGUCAGAUAUGGUAACUUUAAAAGCCAGAAUGAUCAAUUACGGCUUACCGCGUUAUCAUUGGCUGACCCAUGCUUGGAAUUUCUUCCAGAGGGAGUUUAAAUGCUGCGGAGUGGUGUAUUUCACGGAUUGGCUGGAAAUGACAGAGAUGGAUUGGCCUCCUGAUUCCUGCUGCGUGAGGGAAUUCCCAGGAUGUUCUAAACAGGCACACCAUGAAGAUCUGAGUGACCUUUACCAGGAGGGUUGUGACAAAAAGAUGUACACAUUCCUGAGAGGAACUAAGCAGCUGCAGGUGCUUCGAUUUCUAGGAAUCUCCAUAGGGGUUACCCAAAUUUUGGCUAUGAUCCUUACAAUUACUUUGGUGUGGGCUCUGUAUUAUGACCGCCAGGAUCCACGCACAGACCAAAUGCUGUCUUUGAAGAAUGAUGCUACUCAACACCUGUCAUGUCAUUCUGUGGAGUUAUUAAAACCCAGCCUGACAAGGAUCCUUGAGCAUACCACAAUGGCAAACAGCUUUAACACACACUUUGAAAUGGAGGAACUAUAGCGCAAUCUGCCAGGCUGUGAUUUCUACAAUUUAAAUAUAGCCAUUAUUUUGGAUCCUGGACACUGUAUUUUAAGCUGUCAUGGAAAAGAGGCCACGGAUUGAAGAUUCUCUUAAGGACAAUUGUUUUUCUUUUCUCAUAAAAUUUGUUAGAGUUAUGUAAUGCUAAAAAUAAUUGUUUUACAAAAUAAGGACAAUUUGUCAUUUUUCACAAGAUUAUAUGCACCAUGUAAAAAGUAGAUCACUAGUCUCAUUAUAUUGAGUGAAAAAAAAAUAGGCAGGAAUAGUUUCAGGGAUGUCACCUAUUCAAAGUUUUCACUUCAAUAAUUCUGUUAGAUUGAGGAUGGAAGUCUUCAGUGCUGAAAGCCCCACAGAUGAUAGAGGGUGAUAGAUAAUCAGUGUUCAACAAUUACAUAUAAUUUAAGUGAUUUUUCCAUUUCAUUUUCAAGGAACGGAAAUUAGCAAGACACAAUUAUUGAACGUGUUGCAUUCAGAUCUGAUUCCUUGCAGUUGUUAAUCACAGCUGAGAAAACCCUGAACUUGGGAUCUUAAAAAAAAGACACCCUCUGAAAAUAUGGCAAUCUUAUCAGUUUAAUCCAUACAAAGAACUGCAUGUGAGAAAAAUCAUUCACAGUAGCAUUGUGGUCAUGAAUGUACUGAUGGGAGAGCCCUAUGAUACAGCAGAUGUAUGAUUUGCAUUUGGAAUGUAGCUGUCAGUGACAUCCAGGCAUGAAAUCCAGUUACUUAACAGUACGUCACUUCUCAACAUACAAGUAUAAACCCUGGAUCUUCCCUCUUUUGUUUGUGCAUUGCAAUACCAACAUCAAUGGAUUUUUUUUAAAUAUCAUAGUCUCAUAUCCUGCAAGCAAGCAAAUAGUUGGCUUAUCCCACAAUAAAGGCACAAAGAACAGCUUAAGGAGAAACCAUGACAACUGUUAUUAUUAAAUAAUGGUGGUAAUUGCCACUAAAAGAAUCAGGGAUAGAUAUGUAUAUAGUAAAGUGUGUAUAUGUGUAAUAGAACUGCUAUCAACAUGGAAAUUUGGAUUUUUGUAAAAAGGAUAAUCUUAUUGUAGAAUCAUUUUGUUUAGUUUAAGGAAAUAUGUGAAUCAUUUAAUUUUUAAUGAUUGUUAAUUUUCAAAUUAAAUUAUGUGGACUGAAGGAAAAAACAUAUUUAAUACUUAAGUGUAUUUGUUAUAUGUGGAUUGCUUGUGUGAAUGUGCGUGAGUGUGUGAACGUUCACCUUAAGGAGAUAAUUCUAUUCAUAUGUUUAUUUGCUGAAACUUAAGUUAAAGAGGCAAUCUAUAUUGUCUCCAACGAAAAGCUCCUUGUAAAAGUAUUCCAACUUUUCCCCUACCCUACUUAUUUUUCAGUAAGAAAUUUGGAGGAUGAUUUACCCAGUAAACCACUGAAAUAAAUGAGAAUAAGGCUCACUUAACUUUG